AUGGCCGACGAAGGAGUUGCAAGCCGUUACCAGGUGCUGGAAGAGCUCGGACGCGGCAGCUUUGGCGUCGUGUAUAAGGGCAUUGAGAAAGCGACAGGGGAGACGGUCGCAAUUAAACACAUUGAUCUCGAGUCGAGCGAGGAUGACAUCCAGGAAAUCCAACAGGAGAUCUCGGUGCUCAGCACAUGCGCCAGCAGCUACGUCACGCAAUACAAGGCGAGCUUUCUGCGAGGCCACAAGCUAUGGAUUGUCAUGGAAUAUCUGGGAGGCGGCUCCUGUCUUGACUUGCUAAAACCGGGCGCCUUCAAUGAAGUCCACAUUGCCAUCAUCUGCCGGGAACUGCUGCUAGGUCUCGAAUACCUCCAUUCCGAGGGGAAGAUUCACCGUGACAUCAAGGCUGCAAAUGUGCUGCUGUCCGAGACGGGCAAGGUCAAGCUUGCAGAUUUUGGCGUCGCUGCACAGCUGACGUACAUGAAGUCGCAGCGGAACACAUUUGUUGGCACCCCGUUCUGGAUGGCCCCUGAGGUUAUCCAACAGGCUGGCUAUGAUUUCAAGGCCGACAUCUGGUCGCUGGGCAUCACAGCCAUUGAGCUGGCGCUGGGCGAACCGCCACACGCCAGCACCCACCCCAUGAAGGUUCUCUUCCACAUCCCCAAAAACCCCCCUCCGAGGCUCGAAGGCAAAUUCAGCAAAGAGUUCAAAGAUUUUGUCGCACAGUGUCUGGUCAAGGACCCCGAUUAUCGGCCCACAGCUAAGGAGCUUCUGAGGCACAAGUUCAUUCGGUCGGCAGGCAAGGUAGAAGCACUGCAGGAGUUGAUUCAGCGCAAACGGAUGGCAGAUGCCAAGGCCGACAGCGUAAAGAUCCCGGCCUACUACCAGGAGACACUUCAAACCAUUUCUCCCAAGGACGAGGCCGACGAGUGGGUCUUCGAGACGGUGAAGUCGGUAGCGCCGAAGAGGGGCACUGUCAGAUCGAGAAAACCAUCUUCGGCAUUCUCAGUUGAGGAUGGCUUCCGCAAGCUGGAUCUUAAAGAUGGGCCUCUCCAGCCCAAUACCCCCGGGACGGUGCGGAAAUCAACUGUGCGCCGCCAGCCGUCGACUGCCGCGCGCCAGAGCUCUAUCAGCCGCCACGUUUCCAAUGGCUCGCCACGUUCCUCUCUUGCCCCAAAGCGGCCUCUGCAGCCAGAUAUGUCCUUUGGCAACUCCGGCUCCACCAUGCGGCUCUUCCGUCGCGUGCCCUCUGACGGCUCAAACCCGGGCAGUCUCGGCACAUCUCCUCCCGACUUCACCAGCACCGACGAAAACCGCCCUCCUCCAGCAUACCACGCACCGGUCGAGCCAAACAGCAAAGAAGCCAUGCUCGGCCGCCGGCUAUACAACAAAGCCCUCGAGCCCUGUCUCGACGAGCUCCACGCCCAAACAGCCGCCUCGACGAAACGAGAAGCCCUGGCAAGACUGUCCGAUGCCUUCGCUCUGCUGGACGCGGUCGAUCCCGAAGGCGCCUACCAUUUCCUGCGUAACCUGGUCUCGGCUGUAUCUCAGGAUUCCAGGCUCAGCAACGCCUUCCUCCCGCAGCAAACUGGUAUUCUCUCGUCGAAGUCACCAAGCGACGGCGGCACUCCGCAGGCACAGGGAACAGUGGUGAUCAAAUCCCCGCAGCGGCCUUCCACCUCCAAUUCCUCCUCCAUUUCCCAUUCCCAAACCGCCACCAACACGGCCACCACAACGAAUCCCCCUUCGGUACCCGCAAGCCCCACAAAGCUGGUCAUGUCCCAAGAGAACCCGCACCUCAUGAGCCAUCACCGCAGGCGCGGGAGCAUGCUGCCCGACUCGCCCGCUGCCCCGAGAUCCCCGGAGAAGGAGAGAGGGGAGAAGGACCGGGACAGAGAAAAGGAAAAGGAAAAGGAGCGGGAGAGGGAGCGGGAGCGGGAACGCAUGACCCUGCUCGAGGCACGGUUCCCCGGCCGCCCGGCCGUGCCCGGCAUGGAGCACUGCAAGGCGCUUUCGGACCUGCUGUACGCCCGCUGGACCGACGGCUUGAGGGCCCGCUGGGGG
Canariomyces notabilis is the source of this 2055-nucleotide messenger RNA. RefSeq names its product Pkinase-domain-containing protein. Gene Ontology annotation, biological process: protein phosphorylation. The record is from RefSeq and is a predicted model, not a curated record. The annotation marks the transcript as partial. The transcript is spliced from 4 exons. Gene Ontology annotation, molecular function: protein serine/threonine kinase activity; ATP binding. NCBI's taxonomy places the organism in Eukaryota, Fungi, Ascomycota, Sordariomycetes, Sordariales, Chaetomiaceae. Gene Ontology annotation, cellular component: cytoplasm.